UCUCCCAUCCUUCAUCAUUAUUCAAGCCAAAACAUCAUCAACACCAUCAGUAGCCAGGAUCACAUCGUUCAUCUUCAUCUUCAUCUUCAUCCUCAUCUUCCUCCUCCAACUCCAAUGUAUGUACACGUCUUCCUCACACUUCCUCCAUCUUCAACGAUCUGAAUGAUGCUACAAAUUUAUUGCAUGUAUUAUCCGAGCAGGUUAUGGGGUCUCCUCUCGCCUGGCUUGCGGAUCCCUUUUCCAACUGACACCAGUUUUCCCCUUGUAACGAAUUCGUCUGUAGCGUUCAUAAGGCGUGUGCUAAUCAUUGCAUAGUCGCCAGGUCACAAUGGGAGUCUCCAAAGCACCCGAAGGACAUUUCUCUAUACUCUACUUCGCGGCCGCAUCCACGUUCACUGCCAAAUCAAGCGAACAUCUCCUUGCCCCUCUAGCAGCUGGACAACUCUUCGCCCUGCUCGAACAGCGAUACCCUGGUAUAACGGACAAAGUGCUCACCAGCUGUGCCGUGACUGUGAAUCUCGAAUAUAUCGAUCUCGAAGGUGAUGGUGAUGGUGAUGAUGCCGAGCACCGUGAUCUGGUCAUCAAGGCAGGCGACGAAGUGGCAAUCAUACCACCGGUCAGUUCCGGAUGAAUAAUCAACUCUUGAAUAACCAAGGUACCUGCCAUGACCAGGAUUCGAAGCAAAGCAACGUUCCUGUCCCACUAUAAACUGCUCAAGCCAGUGUUCUUACCAUGACUUUUAUUGGUAGUGCAGAGGUGACCUUUUGACAACCUUAUAAUCCAAGGGUAGGGUUUGCGCACUUGCGGAUCUGGCACGCCGAAAUCAACUAUCCGAGGGUGGACGGAGUUGUACUUGUGCACGGAUAGUGCAGUGCAGUAUCGCCCACUCCAAGGCGUAGCAAAGAGCGCCGCAAUGAUCCAGUUCUGAGCUGAAGGCGUGGAAGCCAAGUAAUUUAUUAGACUUUGGUUAUAAGCUGCCAACCCUGGGCAUAUCGCAAAGACCUGCGAUUGAGGGCCAUCCUAGUAUUCACACCAGUGUUACCACCCGUUACCAGCACACGUAGCACACCACGAAUAGAUUAGAGACGAAAGGGG
Aaosphaeria arxii CBS 175.79 is the source of this 1095-nucleotide messenger RNA. Its product is annotated as molybdopterin synthase-like protein small subunit CnxG. Bases 329 to 631 code for a protein of 100 amino acids. Lineage: Eukaryota; Fungi; Ascomycota; Dothideomycetes; Pleosporales. Gene Ontology annotation, cellular component: cytosol. The record is from RefSeq and is a predicted model, not a curated record. The transcript has a single exon. Gene Ontology annotation, biological process: Mo-molybdopterin cofactor biosynthetic process.